ACAUCGUCCACCAAUACUUCCGCCGCAUAUGAUCAAUUCCUUAUUUUCGCUCAUCAGAAGGACAAAGUUCAUUUGAACUAUCAAUUACGAAAAGCAUGAACAACGGCGUUAAUUUCAAUGAAUCGUGGUUGACAGAGGAAAAUUUUAAUUUGCCUGCCAUUAAAAAACGAGCAGGAGAACUUGGAAAGAGACGAUCGGUUAAAAAGAGCUAUCAAGCCGCCUGGCUUUUUAGAGCUGUUACUUGUAUCGAUUUAACUACUCUCUCAGGAGAUGACACUCGCUCUAAUGUUCAAAGACUGUGUCAUAAGGCCGUCAGACCUGUAAGGGAUGAUAUUGUUCGUUAUUUUGGUAUGCAAACUAAAGGGAUUAAAGUAGGCGCAGUUUGUGUCUAUCCAAACAGAGUUGCCGAAUGUAAGGAAAUCUUGAAAAGCUUAAAUGCCGACACUAGUAUUAAAAUUGCAUCUGUAGCUACUGGCUUUCCAGCUGGUCAAACACCAUUGAGUUGUAGAUUAGAAGAAAUUAGAAGAGCAGUUGCUGAUGGUGCAACAGAAAUUGAUAUUGUAAUCAAUAGAACUUAUGCAUUGAAUGGCGAAUGGGAAAAGGUUUUCGAAGAGGUUAAAGAAAUGAAAAUAGCAUGCGGAAAUGCUCACAUGAAAACAAUUCUGGCGACUGGUGAAUUAGGAAGUAUGACAAACAUUUAUAAAGCGUCAAUGACUUGUAUGAUGGCUGGCGCUGAUUUUAUUAAAACGUCUACUGGAAAAGAAUCAGUAAAUGCUAUUUUACCAGUUGCCUUGGUUAUGGUAAGAGCGAUAAGACAUUACUACCAAAAAACUGGAAUAAAAGUUGGCUUUAAACCGGCUGGCGGUAUAAGAACAGCUAAGGAUUCUCUUACUUGGCUAUCAUUAAUGAAAGAAGAGUUGGGUGAUGAAUGGGUGAAUAAUGAAAUGUUUAGAUUGGGUGCCUCUAGUUUGCUUGGAGAUAUCGAAAGGCAAUUAUUCCAUUGUGCAUAUGGAAGAUAUGCUGCAGCGCACGAAUUAGCUUUAGCUUAA
Dimorphilus gyrociliatus is the source of this 1049-nucleotide messenger RNA. NCBI's taxonomy places the organism in Eukaryota, Metazoa, Annelida, Polychaeta, Dinophilidae. The record is from the annotation of a GenBank genome assembly.